GCCCAAUCCGAAAAGCCCAAUUCGAAAAGCAAUGAAACAAGCGAAGCAACUUUAAUUGACUUUAUCAAUCACCUUUAUAUCGAAGUACUAUUGUCAUUCAUUCGUUAUAAUGAUAAGAUUACCGGACGAGGAAGACGUUCAGUAUGCCAAGAAGCAAUUGGUUGAAAAGAAGAAGCUUGCAGCCAUUAUCGGAGCAGUUUUAAUCCUUGCAGUGGUAUUUUUCACCACUGACUUGGUCAACUACUUCAACAUCAUAACCCAGUCGACCAAUAAGCCUGAAUUAUGUCCAUUGUAUGAGCCAUUGGCUCCCGAGUCGUAUUUGAAGGACAAUUCCACUUUGUUUACCAUCUUGAACGAUGAGAAAUUCAGGUUACAAUCAGUUCAGAAGUUAGCUAAAGCAAUACAAGUUGAUACACAAAUUGGUGAUGAUCAGCCUGAUGUUGAUGAUGCUCCUGAGUUAUGGAUACAAUUUCAGGAUUUCCAUAAAUAUUUGGAAGAUACGUUCCCUGUCAUUUACGAAAACUUGGAAGUAGAGUAUGUUAAUACUUAUGGAUUGGUUUAUACCUGGAAGGGGCUGAAUACUGCUUUAAAGCCUUUGUUGUUGACUGCUCAUCAAGAUGUUGUACCUGUUCAAAAGGAUACUCUUGAUGAUUGGACUUAUCCUCCAUUUGAAGGUCAUUAUGAUGGUAAGUUUAUUUAUGGUAGAGGCUCUAGUGAUUGUAAGAAUGUAUUAGUUGGUAUUUUAGAAUCUAUUGAGCUAUUAAUUCUGAAAGGUUAUACUCCUUCACGUACUGUGAUUGCUGCAUUUGGAUUUGAUGAAGAAUCUAGUGGAAGAAGAGGAGCUUAUAAUAUUGGUAAACAUUUAGAGAAAAAGUGGGGUAAAGAUUCCAUAUAUGCUAUACUUGAUGAAGGUCCUGGGUUACAGAAGGAUCCUGUGACAGGACAAAUCAUUGCAGCAGCAGCUACUGGAGAAAAGGGAUACACUGAUGUUAUUGUUGAAUUAACUACACCUGGUGGUCAUUCAUCCGUCCCUCCAGAUCAUACAUCGAUUGGAAUCAUGUCUGAAUUAGCCUAUAUUAUUGAGAGAGAUCCAUACAGCCCUAUCUUUACAGAUCAAAAUCCUUUAUUGAAGUAUUUACAAUGUCUUGCUGUGAAUAGUGACAAGGUUCCCACUCUUACUAAAAAGGCAAUUUUAAGAGCAGGUUUUGAUAAGUUUGCCAAUGGGAAGGUUGUGGAAGUGAUUUCUCGAAGAGCUGAGACUAAAUAUUUAAUUCGAACAUCUCAGGCUAUAGACAUAGUCAAAGGUGGUGAGAAGGCUAAUGCUUUGCCUGAAAACGUGAAGUUGACUGUCAAUCAUAGAAUAAGUGUAGAAACUUCGCUGGAUGAGAUCCAUGAUCAUUUCACUAGUAGAGUUAUUGAAGUGGCUAAGCGUCAUGGGUUGGGAGUAGUCAGUUUUGGUAAGAAGGUGUUUGCAGGUGAUGGUAAAUCUGGUGUCUUUGUAGUAUCCUCAUCUCAGUCCUUAGAGUCAGCACCCGUAUCUCCAUCCAAUGAUACUGUAUGGAAAUAUCUUGCUGCCACCACUAGACAUGUAUUUGAAGAUGCGGUAUUCACCAAUUUGACUUAUCCCAUCAUUGUUGCUCCAGUAGUCAUGCCGGCUAAUACCGAUACGAGACAUUACUGGAAUUUAACCAGAAAUAUCUAUCGGUACUCUCCUUUCUUUUCCGUCGAUUUAAUUAAGGACAGUCAUAUCCACAGUGUGGAUGAGAGAUUACGGGUAGAUGCUCACUUACAGUUGAUAGCAUUUUUCUACGAAUAUAUUCAGAAUAUUGAUACUUCUGAAUCAGAUAAUUAGACUA
Messenger RNA from Scheffersomyces amazonensis, 1856 nucleotides. Its product is annotated as M20 family metallopeptidase. NCBI's taxonomy places the organism in Eukaryota, Fungi, Ascomycota, Pichiomycetes, Serinales, Debaryomycetaceae. The transcript has a single exon. Gene Ontology annotation, cellular component: fungal-type vacuole lumen. The record is from RefSeq and is a predicted model, not a curated record. The coding region runs from base 110 to 1852 and encodes 580 amino acids. Gene Ontology annotation, molecular function: metallocarboxypeptidase activity.